Molecule: messenger RNA, 938 nt
Organism: Girardinichthys multiradiatus
Lineage: Eukaryota; Metazoa; Chordata; Actinopteri; Cyprinodontiformes; Goodeidae
Gene: rbm8a
Product: RNA binding motif protein 8A
Exons: 6
Coding region: 73-600 (175 amino acids)
Biological process (GO): RNA splicing
Cellular component (GO): cytoplasm; exon-exon junction complex; nucleus
Molecular function (GO): mRNA binding
Source: RefSeq, a predicted model, not a curated record
AGAGACAUCCAGUCCAGUAGGUGGCAGUAAAGACCCAAUGCCCAGAAGCUGGUGUACACAGACCGAGGCAUCAUGGCGGACGUGUUGGAUCUUCAUGAGGCGGGAGGCGAAGACUUUCCUAUGGAUGAGGAUGGUGAUGAGAGCAUCCACAAGCUGAAAGAGAAGGCCAAGAAGAGAAAAGGACGAGGCUUCGGCUUGGAGGAGGGGUCCAGGUCCAGAGCUAAAGAGGACUAUGAUACUGUGGAGCAGGAUGGGGAUGAGCCAGGUCCUCAGAGAUCUGUGGAGGGUUGGAUCCUGUUUGUGACGGGUGUGCAUGAGGAGGCAACAGAGGAGGACAUCCAUGACAAGUUUUCAGAGUUUGGAGAAAUCAAGAACCUGCAUCUUAACCUUGACCGAAGAACAGGUUACCUGAAGGGCUACGCACUGGUAGAGUAUGAGACGUACAAAGAAGCACAGGCAGCCAUGGAGGGACUCAACGGUCAGGACCUGAUGGGCCAGACUAUAAGCGUAGACUGGGCAUUUGUCAGAGGACCUCCUAAGAACAAGAGGAGGGGGGGUGGACGGAGACGCAGCAGAAGUCCAGACCGGAGACGACGCUGAGUGGAAGCGGAGUUUAUCCAUUCAUGUUGGCGGGCAGUUUCUCAGUCUUUCAUUUAAAAAAAUAUCUUGCUAUUCUUUCACUAAUUUUUCAGCUACUGUUGUAUUAUUAUACAGAGCAACUGUACUGGACAUAAGGCGCUCUGCAAGAAACAGCCGGUUUAACUGCACCAUUUGCAGCACAUUUGAGUCUUUUAGUGAAGGUUUGGUAAACACUGAAAACCAACUUGGUCGUGCAUGUUUAUAGUUUCCGUGAUUCCUCAAAAUGUUUGAGUUUGAAUUUCAUUGUGAUUGUUUUGUGCUUUUACAACCUGGGGACAAAUAAAGUUUUAAAAGAUAAA